Messenger RNA from Vollenhovia emeryi, 582 nucleotides. RefSeq names its product 40S ribosomal protein S23 (gene RpS23). The coding region runs from base 98 to 529 and encodes 143 amino acids. The record is from RefSeq and is a predicted model, not a curated record. The transcript has 3 exons. Gene Ontology annotation, cellular component: cytosolic small ribosomal subunit; ribosome. Gene Ontology annotation, molecular function: structural constituent of ribosome. Lineage: Eukaryota; Metazoa; Arthropoda; Insecta; Hymenoptera; Formicidae. Gene Ontology annotation, biological process: translation.
UUCCUAGCAGUUUCGACACGCCUGAAUCUACCAUUUCAAUGUGCAUUCCUGCGCAUGGACACUAGAUUCUUUCCGGUUGUGAAUCGCGUGCAGCACGAUGGGUAAACCCAGAGGUCUUCGCACCGCGCGUAAGCACGUGAAUCACAGACGCGAGCAGCGAUGGAACGAUAAAGACUACAAAAAGGCACACUUGGGAACUAGAUGGAAGGCUAACCCUUUUGGUGGCGCCUCUCACGCUAAAGGCAUCGUCUUGGAAAAAGUAGGAGUCGAGGCCAAACAACCCAACUCUGCCAUUCGUAAAUGCGUCAGGGUACAGCUGAUUAAGAAUGGAAAGAAGAUUACAGCCUUCGUACCGAGGGACGGUUGUCUCAACAACAUCGAGGAGAACGACGAAGUUCUAGUGGCGGGCUUCGGUCGUAAAGGCCAUGCUGUCGGUGACAUUCCUGGAGUACGGUUCAAGGUGGUGAAGGUCGCGAACGUUUCUCUGCUUGCUCUUUACAAAGAGAAGAAGGAGCGACCUAGAUCGUAAAGCAUCAAUCUCCAGAGAUGUAUUGACAAAAAAUAAAGUUAACGUCCUAUAUU